Trichogramma pretiosum is the source of this 1345-nucleotide messenger RNA. Its product is annotated as putative glutathione-specific gamma-glutamylcyclotransferase 2. Gene Ontology annotation, cellular component: cytoplasm. Gene Ontology annotation, molecular function: glutathione specific gamma-glutamylcyclotransferase activity; gamma-glutamylcyclotransferase activity. The record is from RefSeq and is a predicted model, not a curated record. The coding region runs from base 323 to 946 and encodes 207 amino acids. Gene Ontology annotation, biological process: glutathione catabolic process. The transcript has 3 exons. NCBI's taxonomy places the organism in Eukaryota, Metazoa, Arthropoda, Insecta, Hymenoptera, Trichogrammatidae.
AGAAAUCCGAAAUGACGCAAGCUUUGCAUCAGCCGCGCACGCGAAACUUAUAUACACACAAGACUCGGUGUGCGCUGCGCGCGAGGCGAGCUUCAGUCGCGCGAGGGAAGCCUGCUGCUCGCUAAGCGAUGGCAAACGGCACAUUCGCACUCCGUCCGUCGAUCGCUCCACAUCGCAAGAAGCUGGUGCACCAUCGUCGACCAGUAUAUAGUACCUAAGGCACAUUAGACAGUCAAGCCGGAUUUUUUAAUUAAACAAGAAAUCCAUCAUCAGUAUUAUCAAUCAACCCUCGUGUUAAGGCAUUUUUCUACAUUUUACAAAUAUGAUAAGUAAACAGGAAAAAGAAAUGUGGGUCUUCGGCUACGGAUCUUUGAUCUGGAAGGCUGACUUUCCUUAUGAAAAAAGAGUCGUUGGACAUAUUAAAGGAUUCAUAAGAAGAUUUUACCAAAAAAGCACUGAUCACAGAGGAGUGCCAAGUCGUCCCGGAAGAGUUGUCACUCUUCUCUCUUCUAAUAAUCCUUUAGAUGAAGUAUGGGGAUGCGCUUACAAAAUUGCAAAUGAAGAUAUAGAAAGUGUCACCAAACAUUUAGACUACAGAGAAAACAUGUAUGAACGAGUAGAUGUGCUAUUUCAUCCAUUCAGCAAUUCACAAGCAGAGGCCACACCAUUUCACCUCAACAUUUAUAUAGCUCGUGAAGUCAAUCCAAACUUUGCUGGUUAUGAAGAUAUCGAUACUAUUGCAAGUCACAUAGCGGAAUGCGUUGGAGCAAGUGGACAUAACACUGAGUAUUUAUAUAACUUAGCUCACUCAAUGAGGGCUAUUGCUCCAAAAGUCUAUGAUGCACAUUUAUUUGAUUUAGAAAAUGCAGUUAAACGUAUUGAAAUGGUGAAAAGUAAAAAGGCUUUAGAAAUCGAUCGGCGUAAUCAUAAUAUAGCUAUUAAGUAAAUUUUUUGACUAUAGUAUUACACUAUUUGGAUUUUUUUAAAUCGUAAAUUUUUAUGAAAAAUUACUAGGCUAAAAACUAAUUUUUUUAAAAGGUACUGAAAGUCAGCGCCACAAUGUGCUUUGGUGAUUAAAGCUACAUACCACUAGUUAAAUUAUUGAAUCUAACCGAAUAUGAUUAUUGCUGUUUUGAAUUCCAUAUUUAUAAUUUAUUAAAUUUAUGAACGUUUAAAGGAAUGUGAAACAAGUCAUAAAUCAUUUAAUGUAAAUAAUUGUUCUGACGAAUGUAAAAUUUUACUGUUAUUGUGUGAAAUAUCUCAAUUCUUUCUGGUGUUAAAUUAAUUUUCAAAAAAUUUCUUCUCAUCAGAAAUAUGUGAUAUCAUUUCAAAAAAAUAAAUUCUU